GUGGGGGGAGGGAUGGUUGGGUUGUUAUGCAAGAUAGCAAGAGCCUUAGAUCCAUUAGCCAAAUUGCAAAGCUUUGUUCGAAUUAUUCCCCAGGCGUAGAGAAGCUGUCAAAUAUUUUAGUUUUUUAGGUCAGUUUAGUACAUUGCAAGGAAGGGAGUGGAGGGGUGGGGGCUCUCUCUCCCACUCUCUUGAGAUAAUGCCUCUUUUGAGCACAGAGUGGUUUGAAAGUUAAAGGCUAGUGACUAUUUUUAAGGAUGGGAUAACGGGUGCAAGACUUGGGACUAGAUAUUGAGGUUUUUUUUUGGGGGGGGAGGGCGGCGGUGGUAAGCAAAAGGGAAAGGAAAGCAACCCAAAUACAUGGAAACUCUUAGCCACGGGUCAUGGCUUGUUAGAUGGCGCUUCAAGAUUUGGUGUUUGUUUGCGUGGGAGGUGGACGGGCUGCAGACUGUCUGGCUAAAUGAAUUUUACCAGACGGUCAUCACUUACAAGCCUCAAUUCAUCGCCCUCCACUGUCAGGAGGUGGGGGGGAAGUGGAAGGGGAAGGAGUACGAAAACCACAUGGUGCUGGUGGACAUUUUUGUGAAAGAGAUUCUUUCGAGUCCUGAGAUGAGAGAAUACAACAGAGCCCGAGUGUACCUCGAUAAGGACUUCACAGCCCACGACCAUUUCACCGCUCUGGGUAGCAUAUAUCUACUCCACGAAUCCAUUCACCGCAUCCGUCAGUUUGACUUCAAAGCUCAGAAGUACGAAGAGGUAUGUGGGAAGGAGGUGCACGUGGACGAUUUGGAGACCAACAGCAUGAUCGAGAAGGAGAGAUUCCCACAGAGCUUCUGGCCUGAUUUCAAGUGGUCCCGGAAAGGCUAUAUCCGGUCCAGGUGGAACAUCAAUGAUUGUGUCCUCGACCUGGUGAAUAUCCAUCUCUUCCACGAUGCCUCUAACCUGGCAGCUUGGACCACCAGCCCCUCAAUCUUCUCCGGGAACAGACACAAGGCCCUGGGUUACAUCCUGAGCAGGAUUACGGAUGCCCGGUAUGAAAAGGUGCCCUUUUUUAUAUUUGGAGACUUUAAUGUGCGUCUGGAUACAAAGAGCGUAGUGGAGACCCUCUGCAGCAGAGCCACGAUGGAGCCCGCCAUUGUACACAACACUGAGCCCGGCGACGUGAAGAAGCUCAUCUUUCAGGAGAGGGACAACAAUCGCAAGGUUCUGCUUAGGAUUGAAUCGAAAACCUUUGAGUACUUUGACCAGGAUGUUUUCCGGGAGAACAAUGGGAAAGCUCUUUUAGAGUUCGACAAGGAGCUGCUAAGUUUCAGUGACAAAAUCUGUGAGCUGGACAUUCACUUCCCACCCAGCUACCCCUACAGCGAGGUCUCCACUGAAGGAACGCUAUACUCAAACACCCGCUGUCCGGCCUGGUGUGAUCGCAUCCUCAUGUCUCCGUCAGCCAACGAAAUCGUCGCAAAGGGAAACCAUAUGUACGAUCUGAUGGGAUCCGAGGUCUGCAUGGGCGACCACAAGCCAGUUUUUCUGUACUUUCAAAUCACACCCUGAAAAUGCACAGCUCGUGGAGCAAAUGGGGGGAGUGGGGGUUGGGGGUGGGAUUGGGUCAUCAGAUGGAGGAGAUGCCACAAUGUGCCAUGUUGAUCAUUCACUCUGUGAGGGCAUGGAAGAUGGAAUUGGCUUCUUUGGACUCCGAACCCCAAUGGGGAGUGCUGCAGAAUUCUCCUCAGCCCUUUCCCAAGAUAUUCCCAGGAUUUCGCCCUGUCCUCGCCGGCCAUUUAAAAUCCCGGAUGGAUCUUCACAGUAAUGGACAUUCUACCUGGACUCCUGAAUCAAGAAUGAGUUGUGAGUAGACAGGGAGAGAGAGUAGAUGGUGAGAGGGACUAGUGUGGUAAAGUGUGUUUAGUUCCUUAUUUGCUGUGAGAGUCCAAGGAAAGCGUGGAUUACAUCAGCAAUGGUGUGUGUGAGAGAGUGUGGACAGGAAUACAGGAGUUUGCACCAACCAAAUCAACUUACUUUUUUUGCAAGACGUAAUGGGAAGACUGGAUUGUUGGCAUCGGUCCAGUUUAGCUCUACCUUCCCUCUGAUUUUCAUAAUACAGUAAUGCCGUGAUAAGCGGUUUUCCAAUUGUUGGAUUGCAAGGGCAUUCGGCUUCCCAGGAAGAGUGAAGCCAUAAUAACUUGCAUAUGGGAGGCAGAGUAAAUCUGCUGGCUCUUUGAAAGAGCUACCAACUAGUUCCACUCGCCCAGUUCUUAGCCGAUAACCUAUCCAAUUCCUUCUUGAAAGCUAUCAUUAAAUCUGCUUCCAGCAGUCUAUCAGGCGGUGCAUUCCAGAUGGUAACAACUCUCUAAAGUAAAAAAAAAUGUCUCCCCGUCUUCCCCUCAGGUUCUU
Molecule: messenger RNA, 2388 nt
Organism: Callorhinchus milii (elephant shark)
Lineage: Eukaryota; Metazoa; Chordata; Chondrichthyes; Chimaeriformes; Callorhinchidae
Product: inositol polyphosphate-5-phosphatase A
Exons: 16
Coding region: 358-1548 (396 amino acids)
Biological process (GO): phosphatidylinositol dephosphorylation
Molecular function (GO): inositol-polyphosphate 5-phosphatase activity
Source: RefSeq, a predicted model, not a curated record